Molecule: messenger RNA, 871 nt
Organism: Lolium perenne
Lineage: Eukaryota; Viridiplantae; Streptophyta; Magnoliopsida; Poales; Poaceae
Source: RefSeq, a predicted model, not a curated record
ACACCUGGGUCAGAUUCCCAGACGAGAGACGCAUAGCCACAGAGGGGAGAGAUCUCUCGCCGGAACCGCAGGGAAGAUAAUCGAUUUGACCACCUGCGCCGUCGGCCGCCGCGUUGCCCUAGGAUCCGAGCAACGAUGGAAAACGGCGACCUGUCAACAAUGGCACCGUCGAGCUAUUCAGAUGAUGAGGUGGACAAGGCGGUGGACAAGGCGGUGGACGCCGCCCUCGCUGCCGUGGAGGCCCGGAGUAAUAAACCCAGAGGGGGGAAAAAGAAGAAGUGGAAGACCUUCCGGUACCCGCCAGACGAGGCGGAGAUGCUCAUGAACAUCCAGCUGAAUACAUACCCCAAGAUGCCCAACGUGUCGCCCGAGCUGGAAGCAGAUUUCCCGGAGAUCUUCAGCCAAUUAAGGGCCACGUGGGCCAGAUGCACGGAAGUUGCGGAGCAGAGCAAUAGGCAAUUGCUUGCAAAGCGGGAUGAGAUUCGACGAGAGUACGCAGCCAAAGGCUAUGUCACAUACAAGGCCGAGGUCACUGACGAGGAUGAAGAAGAAGGCCCUCGUCGGCCUCGAGGAGGAGGCAGGAGGAGAUUCCGCGCGGGAGUUGGCAAGCAUUCAAGUGGAGCUAGAAAGUUAAACUAAACUAGUAGUUAAUGAAUUACCAGCAUCAAUUUUGUUUUACACUAACACAUUAGCUACAUCUGUCUGGAACAGUUAACUGACUAACGCUGUACAAGAGGAAUGUGGGUGGCCUGGACUAGACAGUUGCCAUUGCCAGCUUGAUACGUGUACUCCUUACAGGAUUGAACAGAAGCGCAUGUGUCGGUCUGAAGUAUUGACUGACGUUGGUGGCUGAGUUUAUCAAGCUAGCUAA